Molecule: messenger RNA, 1260 nt
Organism: Rotaria socialis
Lineage: Eukaryota; Metazoa; Rotifera; Eurotatoria; Philodinida; Philodinidae
Source: the annotation of a GenBank genome assembly
AUGAAUACGUCAAACGAACAAACUGUUGCUGAAAUUGCAGAACUCAAGUUCUAUCGAGUUUUGGCCAAGUUCAGUCAAAAAAUGUGGACGAAAGUCGAUAAUGCAGAGGAAUGUUCCCAACAAUUAUUUGAUGCUGUCAAUGAGUUACUGCAAAAUGGCAUUGUACCAUCCGAUGAGCUUAUUAGUCAUUUAGCAAUAACAAUUAAUGCUAUGAUUUGUCCGAAUUAUACAUUUCUUCAUUCUAUAGAACAACGAAGUUUACCUAUCAGAUAUAAUUAUGAUCAUAGAAAAAUGGAAAAAGCUUUCUUGAAUCUCUACAACAUUUUGAAUCGAGUCGGUUUCGAACGCGUGCAUCGACAAAUCAAUGGAUACUACUUUUGCACUAAUCCCGAUCAAUUAUUCGUAUGUCCUCGACUGCCUCCUAGGAAAACAUACGAAUAUACGCCUCAUAUAUUUGUGCUUCCGACUGAUCAAGAGCCAAAGCACAUUCCAUUUUUAAAUCUCCAACAUGUUGUACACAAUAUUGAUGAUGUUCUGUCAAUUUUAAAUUUAAGAAGAAAUGGAUUAGCUUCGCAAUUGAAUCGGACGACAACUGCAGAGCAGCACUUAGUAGCUGAGUUCAUCGGUGGUCCAAACCAUGCGUAUCACGGGCCUCCUAUGGUAUGGUUUGCAAUUCUACCACCUGAACAAAGCUUAGUUAGUUCUCAAUUUUUAUCUCCAUCACUUGAUUACAAGAACUCAAGCUAUGGAUGCUAUCGUUUCUCUAUUCCAUUUAGUUAUUUCCUCAAGUAUAAAGCAUAUAUUCUUGGAACACGAAAGUAUGACGAGGAAUAUUGUCACACUAUUAUGUUGACCGAUAGCAAUGUUCAAUCAGUGCAGUUCAUGCAAGAACUCGAACCAAAAACAUUGACAGAGACAAACAUAAUAACAGAAACGAAUGGAUCAUUUCAAUGGUUGUGCUACCGCGAUACAGAAAAAGCAUGGGAUCAAUUAGAUUUUAGUAUUGCCGUAAGCAGUCUGAAAUGUGAUCCUAUACAAGAUAAAAUUCGUCUGAAUUUUGUCGAUCAUAAAAAUUGCAUACGCGACAAGUAUUUGGCUGGUGGACCUGCGUGUAUUAUACGAUCGCGUGCACAAGCCAUGGAACAGUUCCUGUCAGAAUUAGAUAAGGACAACAUCACUUUAACUUUGCUAAAACCUUUUUUUGACAAAACAGUCUAUGAUGAACUGCAAAAUCUUCAAAGGGAGAAUAACAGAUCUUAA